Molecule: messenger RNA, 469 nt
Organism: Coccidioides posadasii C735 delta SOWgp
Lineage: Eukaryota; Fungi; Ascomycota; Eurotiomycetes; Onygenales; Onygenaceae
Source: RefSeq, a predicted model, not a curated record
AUGCACGUAUGAACGCAGUCCCAUGUAUAAAUAAGGGAUUCCGACUUGGGAAGCUAUAUAUGACCCUGCCAGCCCACAUGCUUUCAGGUUGAGAAAUAAAAGAAAAGAUAAGAAUUCGUUCACAUACCCACAACUCAACUCGAAAUCACGAAACAUGAGUGAUCAGGUCAAAGACAAGACUGGCGAACCCAUCCACGAAGGUGACGAUGUCGAGACUAGGAUCCGUGGAGGUACUCGCAAGGGAACAGUUGAGAAUAUUGUGACAAGUCAGGAAGAAGCGCGGGAAGAGAACGUUAAGAAUCCGCCAAAGGUUGUUUACUACGACCAACAUGGCCAUCGAGUCGCGCAUAACCCGCAGACGUUGCGAAAGGGGGGAGAAGACUGAAGCUCCAAGCCGCAAUGGACCGAUGUCCCCUCACUGUACGGAGUAGGAUUGUGAUAACAUAUAAAUAAGAACCCUUAUCUUUGC